GUUUACUUAAAUAUUAACGGUAUGUCAACGCCACUGAAUGAAACUAAAACAGAAGUCCAAUAUGUCUCUUCCGGUAUCUAGUAGGGCCUUAAAUCAAAGGGCAACAAAAUAAUUUCCCUGACCUUUUAAUCCACAGUUUGGAGGGAGAUUUACUGUUGUUAGAUGAGUCUGUGUUUUUCGCAAUCUACUAAGGGUUCUUCCAUAAAAUCUAUCCCACGUAGUUCAAUUUCUAUUGAUUGAAUUGAUCGAUGUCCAAGUUCAAGUUUGAUUCUCAUCAUUACACAAUGCAUAUUAAAUUUGUUGCAUGUUAUAAACACAAGCAAAUUAAAAUUGAAAUACACUAUACCCUCUUCCAUCUUUUUAAAAUUUUUCCUUAUAAAGUUCUUCCCUCUAGCACGACAAUCUUUCAAUCUGGAAAUGACAAGGACACCCAGACAUCACCAACAGUUAUUUACGUUCAAGAAGGUUCUUCGGCUUCGAUCAGCUGUCAAAGUAUUGGAUCACGACCGGCAGUUGAACUGACAUGGAGAAUUGACGACCCUGUUAUUCCUCCUGGAAGUAUUAGUCGGUCGAAGACUCAAAAUGCUGUAGACGGCAGUCUGUUUGAUACCUUUAGUACUUACAAGUUCCAUCUGUAUAGGAAGUAUCAGGGGUUGAUUCUCUGGUGCUUUGUAUAUCUGAGUGAAGAUUUUAUCGAACGACACUUUGUUACAAUAUCAACGUAUGCACCACCGGAUGAGGUCGUUAUGACUUUACCUGCUGAAUUAAAAGAAGGGAUAGAAGGUACCGUGAUCUGCAAGGCUGCCAAUGGGUACCCAGCUCCUCGCAUUUACUGGUACAUAGGAUCAACAAAUAUGUUAGACCCGAUACACCUUCUUGGUUCAUCGUCAGUCAACACCAGGCGACAUCUUCGACUAUCCUCGCUGCCUGAGAACCUAUGUACGUCAGAGCUGGACAUACAGAUAUAA
This is a messenger RNA of Lytechinus variegatus (green sea urchin), 968 nucleotides long. Its product is annotated as cell adhesion molecule 3-like. The transcript is spliced from 3 exons. The record is from RefSeq and is a predicted model, not a curated record. Bases 249 to 968 code for a protein of 239 amino acids. Lineage: Eukaryota; Metazoa; Echinodermata; Echinoidea; Temnopleuroida; Toxopneustidae.